UCAAGGAAUACAAGCUAAAACAGUGUAAGGUCCUUCUGGUUUUGUGUUUCUACAUCAUUACAUGGGAAAAGGUUUGAAUUCUAAGAAUAUGCACUUCUUUAAAGAUACUGAUAGAUUUAACAUUUUCUUUCAUCAUUUUGCAGAAGCUUAGCAAUGGAGUCUUUCUCUACUGAGACCAACUCAACUGACCUACUCUCACAGCCUUCAAAUGAACCUCUAAUAAUUCUCUCCAUGGUCAUCCUGGGCCUCACUUUCUUAUUGGGAUUGCCAGGCAAUGGGCUGGUGCUGUGGGUGGCAGGCCUAAAGAUGCAGCGAACAGUGAACACAGUUUGGUUUCUCCACCUCACCGUGGCGGACUUUCUCUGCUGCCUCUCCUUGCCCUUCUCCCUUGCUCACUUGGCUCUUCAAGGGCACUGGCCCUAUGGCUGGCUCCUCUGCAAGCUCAUUCCCUCCAUCAUCAUCCUCAACAUGUUUGCCAGCGUCUUCCUGCUUACUGCCAUCAGCCUGGACCGCUGUCUUCUAGUGCUCAAGCCAAUCUGGUGCCAGAAUCACCGCAAUGUGAGGACAGCCUUCGCCAUCUGUGGAUGUAUCUGGGUGGUGGCUUUUGCAAUGUGUAUACCUGUGUUCCUAUACCGGGAAAUGUUCACUGUAGACAACCAUAAUAUGUGUGGCUACAAUUUUGGUGGCUACAGCUCAUUAGAUUAUUCAGAUUUUACCUUUCAUCUACUGGAAAACGGGUCUCUUGACUACUCCAUUGUUCAGCUGCCUGGGGAAAUGGGUGAUAGGUUAGAUUCUUCCUCUUUCCAAACAAAUGAUCAUCCUUGGACAGCCCCCACAAUGAAUCCAUUGACAACUUCCACUGAUUUCCGUGCCCAGACAUUCCAAAGACCUUCUGGAGAUUCACUCCCUAGGAAUUUAUCUAGAUUAUCCAGUCAAUAUAACUAUUAUAAUUUAUCUACAUCUGCUGAUGUGUUCUUACCUAGAAUUCCUGGUGAUUUGCAUAGGUUUCCCAGUGAAGAUCGAAGGACUGACUCACUGAAUUACUCUGAUCCUCUUCUCUCUACUGAUUUAGAGCUUUUCCCCAGUGCUUCUAGCAAUUCCUUACACACAUAUGAUUACAAUUACAUUGGUAAUUCAAGCCAAUUCAUCCAUGACAAUGAAGUGCCAACACCCCUGGUAGCAAUAACCAUCACUAGGCUAGUAGUGGGUUUCCUGCUGCCCUUUAUUAUCAUGGUGGUCUGUUAUACCCUCAUUAUCUUCCGAAUUCGACAGGGACGCUUCUCCAAGUCUCGGGGCAAAACUUUGCGAGUAGCCACGGUGGUAGUGGUUGUCUUUCUUGUCUGCUGGACUCCAUACCAUGUAUUUGGAGUCCUAUCAUUGUUUAUUGAUAUGGAAACUCCCUUUGGGGAAGCUUUGGCAUCCUGGGACCAUGUGUCCAUUGCUCUAGCGUCUGCCAAUAGUUGCUUCAAUCCCUUCCUCUAUGCCCUCCUGGGGAAAGAUUUUAGGAAGAAAGCAAGGCAGUCCAUGCAGGGCAUUCUGGAGGCAGCCUUCAGUGAGGAGCUCACACACUCUACCAGCUGCUCCCAAAACCAAAUCUCUUUAAAAAGAAACAGUAUCAGUACAGCUGUUUGAAAACAUGGAACUGCCAAUCCAGGCAGAGGUUCUUAAGUAUUCAGCCAGUACAACAUGUUUCUAAAAGGAUGAGAGAUGUAGUGAGCAGGGGGGUUCAGAAACCAUCAAAGAAUCAUAAGCAGCAUUUUAGUCUAGUGGUUCUCAAAGUGUGGUGCCCAGACUGACACCAGCAUCACUUGGACACUUGUCAGAAAUGCAACUCUCAAGCACCACCCCAGAUUUGCAGAAUCGGAACCUCUGCGAGGUGGGGCCCAGCAAGCCCUCUUGUUUUAACAAGCCGUCUUGUUUCUGAUGCAUGAUAAUUUCGAGAAUUAUUGUAAAAGUCUAUUUCUGUCCAAAACUAAACCAUGUGAGCUAAAUGAGAAACUAGUCUGUUUUUAAAUGAUGUUUCCAUCAUUAAAUUUUUUCUUUAGUAUUAUCUAAAUCCCCUUCUAGAGUCGAUGUAAACUCAUUUCUUCUAGGUCUACC
This is a messenger RNA of Trichechus manatus latirostris (Florida manatee), 2100 nucleotides long. It is a transcript of the gene C3AR1, whose product is annotated as complement C3a receptor 1. NCBI's taxonomy places the organism in Eukaryota, Metazoa, Chordata, Mammalia, Sirenia, Trichechidae. The transcript has a single exon. Gene Ontology annotation, molecular function: G protein-coupled receptor activity; complement component C5a receptor activity; complement component C3a receptor activity. Bases 154 to 1632 code for a protein of 492 amino acids. Gene Ontology annotation, cellular component: plasma membrane. The record is from RefSeq and is a predicted model, not a curated record. Gene Ontology annotation, biological process: positive regulation of cytosolic calcium ion concentration; chemotaxis; phospholipase C-activating G protein-coupled receptor signaling pathway.